ACCAUAGUCUUCAUUGAUCAAAUCUGUACGCAUCAAUGUCCUAUCCAUGUUUACAAGAUCUAUGGUUAACACAAGGACUUUUAUCAUUACAUUAUUCAUUACUGAUUACAAAUAUCACGUAUUUGUAAAUUGUUCUCCCGCCUAAAACAAAGUAAAAAGUAAAGAUGAAAAUUUGAAAUACCUUAAAAACUUGAUCAUUUAAUUAAUAACUUAAUCUAUUUUGGAAUUUAAAUAUUACUAGAAAUGGAAAAAUCAAUUCGGUUUUCACAUGUUACAAAAACUAUAGAUCUCAUGUAUUGCUUGAAACAUUAUUUGCUCCAAGAUUCAGUAAAUAAUGUUGAAAUUGUACUAAGUGUUGCACAAAAUACUAAAGUUUCUAAAUGUUUGGACUUUAUAGUCGCAUUAGGAUUUAUACCAUGUUUUGUUCCUGCAGUUUGGGUACCUUUUAAAUAUAAACAGAAAAUUAAUUUAAGAAACAUAGAUAAUAUUUCGCUUAAUAAGAAAUAUGAGGAAUUAAAGUUUUGUAUGAACUCAUUUUUGGGUUUAUUAAAUGAACCAACAUUUAAUAGACUUAUUUUGGCAAAUCAUACUGCUGUUAUUAUAUCAGGACUAUGCCAAUUGAGCUUAUUGCCUAUUGCCAAACCGGGUAGUAAAAUUGCGAUAGAAAGUUCAAUUGAUGAUCUGAAUUAUAAAAAUCUAUUAGAAGAUCAGAAAUAUUAUAAAUUGAUAUUAAGAAAAAUUAUUAUACAUGAUCAAAAUCCAUUGAUUAUAAAGGAAAUAAUAUUUUUAAUAGGGCGCAAGAAUUGUUUAAAACCUAUAAGAAUUGGACUUUGUGAAAUACUUUCUAACUUGUUAAUUCAGACAAAUGGAAUUCAAACUUUAUUUGGUAUUGUUUGUGAUUUAAUUUCUACUGAAACUUCACAUAACAUGUUUCAGCAUGGACUUCAUGAAUGGUGUCAUUUGAUUCAUAACUAUUAUGCAAAUUCUAAAUCAAAAUAUGUAACUCACAUUAUUCCUCAAAUUUGGCAAUUAUUAGAAAGCAACAGUAAAUAUCAUGAAAAACAUUUUCAAAGUAUUGCUGUCUAUUGUAUGCAUCUAAUAGCUGAAGAAAAUAAGAAAGACUUUUUAACAUUUUAUUUGAAUCCAAUGAUAAAUGAACUAAAAAAUCAAGAAAUUAAAAAAAAGUCAUUAUCUCAGUGUAUUAAAAACUUGCAUGUUAGUUUCUUUUUAUUUAAAGAUGAAAUGUGGGCAUUAAACCCUAAAACAUUGAUCCACAUAGCUGGAACUAUUUACAAAGUUUAUUUAUCAACUGUAAAUGGUAUUUAUUAUCAAAAAUUGCUUCUAGAGGAUUUAGUAUUUUUAAUUUUAGUUCAUUUUUCCAAUGAUCGAGAUGUACUAAAAAUGAUACUAUUUACUCAAUAUCACGUUAAUGUUACCUAUGAUGAUAACAAAGGAGAUAUAAUAAUAAAUCAUGAAAUUAGAGAGCAUCAGCUAUAUUUAGAAAAUGAAAUAGAAAUACUAUUAAAUUUGUUAGAAAGAAAAAAUGAUGCAAAUCUAACGAAAACCUUAUUUACAACAUUCUUAGAUAUGUAUACUGAUUCAAUAUCAAAUGAAUAUUCUAUAAUGGAAAAACUUGUAAUUGUUAAAAUGGUUCAUCAUUUCAUAGAAAAAGACAAUGUGCAAAAAACUGUUUCUAAAGAUCCUAAAAAUGUCCUUAACUUAAUCAGAUCUCUUCUUAAAAGUUGUGCUAAUAAUGAAACUUUUGACAUUCAGAUUCUCUCCAUCACAUUAAUGAUACUCAACAGUAUACUGGAGAAUAAAAAUACUAAUAUUAUUUGUACUUUACAUGAUUGUAUUAAGUAUUUAGAAAAAAUUUCGAAAUUUGUAGAAGAUGAAUUAAUGAAAAACAUGGUAUUUGAAAUCAUACAAAAAGUUCAAAAUUCUUAUCCUGAUUCAUCUUUAAAAGAUAAACGUUCUAUUGAUAAUAUAUUAUUUGAUACACAAGAUCGAUUAUUGCCAUGUAGAGCACAUGCACUAAUAGAAUUAAAAAAGUGCAUUGAAUCUGGUGAUUUGUCAGUAAAAACUAAAAAAUCAACUAUUUUAGUAGUUUUAAAAGAAAAUUUGAAAAACACUGAUUCCUAUUUAUAUCUUAAUGCUAUUUUUACUUUAUCAUCAUUAUGUGCAUAUUUCCCCAAUGAAAUUUUACCAAUACUUUGUGAAGAAUAUAGUACACCAGAUAAUUAUAACCAUUCUGCAGAAACUCGUUUAAAAAUUGGUGAAGUUUUGAUGAAAACUGUUAAAACACUUAAUGAUACUAUAUCCUUGUACAAAAAUCGUCUGUUAAACACUUUUAUGGCAGGUGUCAGAGACAAUGAUUUUUUAGUCAGAGCUUCAAGUUUAUCCAAUUUAGCUGAUAUAUGUUGUCUCCUACGUUAUAAUCUUGGGUCAAUAAUAUCAGAAAUUGUAAAUUGUGCAGAUUAUGUCAUUAAAUUUGACCCAGCUAAUGAACCCAGGCGAGCUGCAGUUCUUUUAUUACAACUUAUUAUACAAGGUGCAAGUUUGGAACUCCUUGAGAUUUUAGGUGACAAUAUUAAAGAUAUUUAUAAUAUAUUAAAAUUUCAAUAUCAGUGUACAAAUGAUGAAACAGUCAAGCUACAUGCUCAAAUAGCAAUUGAAAGAUUAAAUGACAUUAUGAAGUCUUUAUUCCUAGAUGGAAUAAAAAGAAAACUGAAAUAAAAAUAAAAUGUUGCUAUUGAUUAAAUUUAAAAAUGUAAAUAAUAAUUUGUAAAAUACUUUACAAAAAAAAGAUUUUGUACCUUUAUUUAAUUAUACAAUCUAUAUAAUAAUAAGUACAGUAAGUAUAAAAAAUAACAUGAUAUUUGGCAUGAUUAUUUUUAAAAGAAAUAAUUAAAUUCUGAUUUAAUCAAUCACUAAAAUUUGUUACAUAAAUAAAAUAAUAAA
Molecule: messenger RNA, 2961 nt
Organism: Daktulosphaira vitifoliae (grape phylloxera)
Lineage: Eukaryota; Metazoa; Arthropoda; Insecta; Hemiptera; Phylloxeridae
Gene: Tango6
Product: transport and Golgi organization protein 6 homolog
Exons: 8
Coding region: 244-2736 (830 amino acids)
Biological process (GO): protein secretion
Source: RefSeq, a predicted model, not a curated record